Messenger RNA from Schistosoma mattheei, 540 nucleotides. Lineage: Eukaryota; Metazoa; Platyhelminthes; Trematoda; Strigeidida; Schistosomatidae. The record is from the annotation of a GenBank genome assembly.
AUGAUUGAGGAUGUUUCACCGUUUAUACAAACUGUGCUGGGUACUGGGUUAACAUGGUUUGUAACUGCGAUUGGCUCUAUGUUUUGUUUCAUCAUUUCGAACUCCUCAACGAGUGUAAAGAAUCAGAUUCUUGACGGCAGUUUGGGUUUUUCAUCUGGAAUUAUGUUAGCUGCAUCAUUCUGGUCCCUGUUAGAACCAGCAUUGGAGAUGGCUAAAAUUGACUUAGGUCUAGGUGUAUAUUGCGUCUUCCCUGUAAUGUGUGGAUUGUUCAUCGGUGCAGCGUUUGUUGGAUUAGUGGAUACUUUUUUACCUACCCAGUGGCUCGAAACGGUGCCUGUGGCAAUUAAUGAUUCUUACUAUUCAGUGCCUAAUCCAAGCUCUAGCAUUGUAUUUGAUACGUCUAUAAAACAACGUAACUAUUUGGUAAAUAGUUGUAUGGAAUCCAACAUCAGGUAUCGUUCUGAAAACACUAUACAAGCAUAUCCAUCGUCUUCAUCGAUAAAGGUUGAUAAUAAAAAAAUCAACUUCCGAAAAUGGUGA